Messenger RNA from Colletotrichum lupini, 318 nucleotides. RefSeq lists its product as uncharacterized. The transcript is spliced from 4 exons. Lineage: Eukaryota; Fungi; Ascomycota; Sordariomycetes; Glomerellales; Glomerellaceae. The record is from RefSeq and is a predicted model, not a curated record. The coding region runs from base 1 to 318 and encodes 105 amino acids.
AUGUCGGAGAUUAUGAUUGACGACUGGAUGGUGGCUCAUCCCUUUGGUAUCCCUUUGGCACAGGGCGGACGGGACGAUGCAAGCGCCAGGUCGGGCUCCGGCUUCAAGCAUCACACAAUUGAGGAGUCACGCGAGUCAGAAAGCUACAUGAUUUUGGUAGAUGAAGCAGCGCGGUCGCAAGCUGGCUUACGAGAUAAUACCGCAGGUGGAACAAUAUCACGAGUGCAACAAUUCAAGGGUAAAGCAUGUGUAUCAAGCUAUCCGAAAACCUAUGAGGGUAUCACGAGACCUUGUCGUCUCAACCAAACCAUGAUCUAG